CUCAUCUCACGACUUUCAGUUGUACCAUCAUCACCUUUUUCAUUUGCUCUGCAUUUGCAUCUUGCAACUAUGAAGGCCUUCACAUUCAUCUGCACCCUGCUGCUCGCUUUCCUCCCGUUCACUUGGGCGGGCCUUGGCCUCGUCGAUGACUUGGCCCCCGGAGAUAUCGUAUCCGUCAACCGCCCGGGUGUAGCGGAUGAGCGCGAGGGCCUGGUUACUGACACGUUUGUGGACGCAUAUGGCAGACAGAUCGUCACUGUGCAGCUUGACCGCGGGGAGAUGUACAGGACCUGGUACCCUUAUGUGCGCAAAGUCGUCCGCAAGACGUACUAUACCGUCCCGCAAGAACCGAGGAACUACCGUUCGUACGAGUGGGCAUAUGGCGGGGAGCGGAUAUACGGCGGCUAUGUGCUGUGAUCUUGUCUGUCUUGGUGAUUGGUUGUCGUACAUAAAUCGUCGUGGGUUGCGUCUCCUUAACAACGGGGCUACCUGGACUAUUAGCGUCUGUUGCUUUCACAAUGUUUUCCUUGACAUUGGUCAUGACAUCGAUGAUGAUGAUUAAUGACCAUGAAAAGGCGAGAAUGCCAUGCCUGGUAUAAAA
Messenger RNA from Dacryopinax primogenitus, 601 nucleotides. RefSeq lists its product as uncharacterized. The coding region runs from base 70 to 417 and encodes 115 amino acids. The record is from RefSeq and is a predicted model, not a curated record. The transcript is spliced from 4 exons. NCBI's taxonomy places the organism in Eukaryota, Fungi, Basidiomycota, Dacrymycetes, Dacrymycetales, Dacrymycetaceae.